CGGGGCUCUGUGUGGCCCCGAGGGGUCAUGGAUGGCUGUCAUCCACCAUCUGCAGGUGUAAGCAAGGAUGCCAGAGGAGAUCUGUGAGCAGACUGCUGAGAAGCGAUCGAGUUAUUACUGGAGGAUCUCCGCCGAGCUAGCUGUGGUCCUCCUCUACCUUCCUGCGUCGUGUGCUCUUCGCACGCACCGCAUUGGCUCCGUCAUCCUCACCACCUUCGACUUUCUCCGACCCCUCUGCCUACUGCCCCGGCCACGCAGAACAGAACGAGCUGUGGCUCCACGCCUCGAGCCCGCGAUUCCUCGUCACUCCUGAGCAGAGCCGAAUGCUCAAGCUGGCCAACGACUGGCAACGGGUAGCUAGCGACUGGAUGACUUGAAAAGCAAUAUCAAAAAGGUAGGCCGUUGUUCGAGACUCUUAUACGCACGUUUAUUUUGCACCCCUGCAUCCUUUCGGACUUCGUUUU
Molecule: messenger RNA, 464 nt
Organism: Lindgomyces ingoldianus
Lineage: Eukaryota; Fungi; Ascomycota; Dothideomycetes; Pleosporales; Lindgomycetaceae
Exons: 1
Coding region: 68-313 (81 amino acids)
Source: RefSeq, a predicted model, not a curated record